Molecule: messenger RNA, 2095 nt
Organism: Psammomys obesus (fat sand rat)
Lineage: Eukaryota; Metazoa; Chordata; Mammalia; Rodentia; Muridae
Gene: Pcca
Product: propionyl-CoA carboxylase subunit alpha
Exons: 21
Coding region: 32-2095 (687 amino acids)
Biological process (GO): lipid metabolic process; intracellular signal transduction
Cellular component (GO): mitochondrion
Molecular function (GO): ATP binding; metal ion binding; propionyl-CoA carboxylase activity
Source: RefSeq, a predicted model, not a curated record
GGUCAGCGGCGGCGGCUCGGCCGGGUCCACCAUGGCGGGGCUGAGGGCCGGCGCGGUGGCGCUGGCGGCGGCCGGGCGGCGUUGGCGGCGCUCCCCGCAGCAGCUGCUGUGUUCGCUGAAGUGUGCUCCAGUCUAUUCACAACAGUGCCUUCUUGUGUCCCAGAGUCCCAGUUCUGUGGGAUGUGAGCCUAAAGAAAAAAUUUUCGAUAAAAUUCUCAUUGCUAACAGAGGAGAAAUUGCAUGUAGGGUUAUUAAAACAUGCAAGAAGAUGGGCAUCAAGACAGUUGCCAUUCACAGCGAUGUUGACGCCAGCUCUGUUCAUGUGAAAAUGGCGGAUGAGGCUGUCUGUGUUGGCCCAGCUCCCAGCAGUAAAAGCUACCUCAACAUGGAUGCCGUCAUGGAAGCCAUUAGGAAAACCAGGGCCCAAGCUGUUCAUCCAGGUUAUGGCUUCCUGUCAGAAAACAAAGACUUUGCAAGGAGUUUGGCAGCAGAAGACGUCACUUUCAUUGGGCCUGAUACUCAUGCUAUUCAAGCCAUGGGUGACAAGAUAGAAAGCAAACUAUUAGCCAAGAGAGCAAAGGUCAACACAAUCCCUGGUUUUGAUGGAGUAGUGAAGGAUGCAGAUGAAGCUGUCAGAAUUGCAAGGGAAAUUGGCUACCCUGUGAUGAUCAAGGCCUCAGCGGGCGGCGGAGGGAAGGGCAUGCGCAUCGCGAGGGACGACGAGGAGGCCAGGGAAGGUUUUAGAUUUUCAUCCCAAGAAGCUGCUUCUAGUUUUGGUGAUGAUAGACUGCUAAUAGAAAAAUUUAUCGAUAACCCUCGUCACAUAGAAAUCCAGGUUUUAGGUGAUAAGCACGGCAAUGCUCUGUGGCUUAACGAGAGGGAGUGCUCCAUCCAGAGGAGGAACCAGAAGGUGAUAGAGGAAGCGCCAAGCAUUUUUCUGGAUCCUGAGACUCGCCGAGCGAUGGGAGAGCAGGCUGUGGCUUUGGCUAAAGCUGUGCGGUACUCCUCUGCUGGAACUGUGGAAUUUCUUGUGGACUCCCAGAAGAAUUUCUACUUCUUAGAAAUGAAUACAAGACUCCAGGUUGAGCACCCCGUCACGGAAUGCAUUACCGGCCUGGACUUGGUCCAAGAAAUGAUCCGUGUUGCUAAGGGUUACCCUCUCAGGCACAAGCAAGAGGAUAUUCCCAUCAGCGGCUGGGCAAUUGAAUGUCGUGUUUAUGCCGAGGACCCCUACAAGUCUUUCGGUUUACCGUCUGUUGGGAGGCUGUCUCAGUACCAGGAGCCGACACAUCUACCUGGUGUCCGAGUCGACAGUGGCAUCCAGCCAGGAAGUGACAUCAGCAUCUAUUAUGACCCUAUGAUUUCCAAAUUGAUCACAUAUGGGUGUGACAGAGCAGAAGCGCUGAGGAGGAUGGCAGACGCCCUGGAUAACUACGUGAUCCGAGGUGUCACGCACAACAUCCCGCUGCUCCGGGAGGUGAUAAUCAACGCGCGCUUUGUGCAGGGAGACCUCAGCACUAAGUUUCUCUCCGAUGUCUAUCCCGAUGGCUUCACAGGACACACGUUAACACGGAGUGAGAGAAAUCAGUUAUUGGCCAUAGCAUCAUCACUGUUUGUGGCGUCCCAGUUACGAGCUCAGCACUUUCAAGGGCCUUCAAGAGUGCCAGUUGUUAAGCCGGAAGUGGCUGAGUGGGAGCUCUCCAUAAAGUUACACAGGGAAGACCACACUGUGGUGGCAUCGAACAGCGGGUCAACAUUUGCCGUGGAAGUUGAUGGGUCGAAACUAAAUGUGACCAGUACGUGGAACCUGGCGUCACCCUUAUUGUCUGUCAACGUUGAUGGCACGCAGAGGAUUGUACAGGUAAAUGUGCACAUGAUUUACCUAGAAGGCUUCAGUCUCCAUGUGGUUAAUCCUGACAUAAUAAGGAAGAGCUCAUUUCACAGACUAGAUUUUCAUUGUGUGGCCACACUGUCAACGCGUUCUCAGGCAGCUGACUCACCCAGCCUUCGGCUUUGUGUGGCUUCUCUGUCCACCUGCUCACAGCAGGCCGCCCUCAGGCCUGAGGCGUGGCUAAACACCCCUGAGCACUUCUGA